GCGCUGGUGCGUCGCGACAUUUUACAUUGUAUUGACUGGCCGUGUCGUGUCCGUUGUAAAUAUUGUUUAUUGUUGAUAAAUCGGUGUUGUGUGAUAAUCGGUGUAUGGUGUUGUUUGUGUGUGGUGUUGGUGAGGGCGUGCGAUGUGCCUUGGGCCGCCCCGGUGAUGGGCUAAGCCGCGGAGGACGGGGUGCCGAGUCCGCCAUAGCUCCAGGUGGUGCUACUGCUGGUAGUAAAUGGUCGCUAUGUGGGCGAAUCGCCGCCGCCACCGUCGGAACGGCAGCAAUGUUUGAGUCAUGGAUGUGGAGGUGAAGCAGCGAAACAGACGCAGAAGACGCGCCCAGCGCAUGCAGGCCCAAAGGGAGGGUAAGGCCGACCGUCGCGAUGGACCAGAUAGUGGAGACGACGACGAGAACGUCGUCAGGGAGAAGCCCCAAAGGCCGCACAACAGACGCAAGAAGAACAAAGAACCGCUGGUUGAGGAGGACAUCGUCGAGGGGUUCUCCAUUCUGCAGUUCCGGUCCUACGAGGACCUAGAACUCGUACUGAAAAUAAGCAGCAAAGAGAACAUAAAACGUUUGUCGGACAUCGAAAGGCCACGUCUCGAACCCAAGACGCACAUAACACAUCACAUCUCGGCACACAACAACCACGGUUUGUCUUUGACUCAAGACCCGGCCACGAGCGACGACAGUGGACGGGCAUCUGAACGCCUGACGGGGUCGUCAGUGGCGCCACGUGAUGCGGACAGUUCAAGGGACCGUCUCAGUGACGCCAGCAGUCGAUGCAGUUCAGGAAAAGGAUAUAUCUGUGAUAGCGAAGGCGAAGACGAUAAGGGUUCCGACGCCAGCUCGGUGAUAUUCGCCUCGACGCCGGCGUCCAGGAAGCGGGAGUUCCCCGGCGCACUACCGCCUAGUUUACCAUUGAGCAAUGGCACGAGUAAUUCCCCCGUUCCCGCUCCAACUCCCCCCAACCUCCCCGUACCGUCGCCGGCCCCCGCCCAGCAACCACCGUUGCACCCCCCGGCGAGCAGUACCGCCGCUCCUGGAAGCAACAAUAAGCCGCCGGUGGGUGAUGUUCCUGCCCCACCACCAGCUAGUGUUCCAGUCAGUGUGCCGCCGGUGACGAUGCCGCAACCGGCGGCCGCCCCCAUCGCCCAUCAUCCCGAUUCGACGACCGGUGCCGCCACACAUGCAAUGAGAACGGAUAGUCCGGCGGUGGCCACAUCAGCUAAUGUUCCGGUCGCACCCGGAACCGGCCAGUACCAUCAUCCCUCGUACCAGCCGUUGUAUGCGCCCUAUGCGGUACAUACACCGGUACCACCACCAAGUACUUCAACGACGACGGUACCGGCGACGACGGCCACCACGGCGACGGUUAAAGCUCCCUCGCCGCGAGGGCAUAGCCCUAACAGGGAACGGGAGAGUUACAGUAGCAAUGUCAGCAGUCUCAGUCGAGGCAGCGUGACUCCUCUGAGCUGUCCGCCCCCCACCACAGUGUCUUCUAGUCUAGCCAUGAGCAAACCUUGGACGGGACCUACCCCGCAACUGAGUCCGGCGCCUCCUCGACCGACGCCGCCUCUGCAUUCGUCUUUCCCACCACCGAUGUUUACGGCACCUUUGCCACCGGUGUCGAGGGCAAGUCCGUUAACAUCGGCGGUACAACCACCAAAUCCAAAUCCGUUUUCGGCGGAAAGUUUGUUCCAAACAAAUCAAGCCGAUAUGCUGCGGAGAGAACUCGAUAAUAGGUUUUUAGCGUCGCAGGAUCGCAGCUUGGGAGUGGCGCCCCCACCGUACUUAAGAACUGAAAUGCACCAGCAUCAGCACCACCACACACACGUGCAUCAACAUACGACGUCGCUGUUGCCACCUCCGGGUGCCUCAUCGCUAUUCCCAUCACCAUUGACCGUAUCACCAAUGGAACGCCUAGCGAGACGAACUGGCAGCAGUUUUAAGGAUAUCCCGAAAAUGGGCGGUGUUGAGUCGCCUUUUUACCGACAAAACAUCGGUAUGUCGAAUUAUCCUGGAUACACACCUGGAUUAAUUCAUCCGGGCCUAACGGCUGGUCCUACGCCGUUUGUGCCCCCAAAUCACCUGUCAACGUUUCAACCAAAGUCGAUGCCCACAGACCCGACCAAACCAAAACCGAUGAAAACCGGAAAAUGGAACGCGAUGCACGUCAGAGUCGCCUGGGAGAUCUACCACCAUCAGCAGAAGAGUGGCGAGGCGAAGGGUGGCAGCGCCGCCAAAUCGGAGCUUUUGAGGCCCCCGUCGCACCUUUUCUCGCCAAGUGUUCACGCCGGUCGCCCCCAUGACAUCCCCUUUCCGCCGUCCCUGGCCUCGCAUCGGCCCCCCGGGUUCGAGCAGCCGCAUCCCAGCUCUCUGUUUACGCCACCCCCAAGUCAUUUAGGAAAAUCGCCGUUUGCGGGAAGCACCAUGUCGCCCUUCACCAGGUAUGGUAGUGGUUUCGGGUCGGCAUCGACGACGUCUCCGUUUGGGGUUUCGCCGUUUAGUAGUACAAGGGAUUUGGGAUUGGGGCCGUUACAUGAUCCCUGGCGGGGAUUGCAAAGGACCGUACCGAAUUUCCCACCGAGUGUUAAUGCUUUACCGCCGACUUUGCCGGGUUUACCGCCGCCAACUCCGUGGAAUAUUAAGCCGGAUCCAAUACUGGAACAACGGGAGAGGGAAGCGAGAGAACGCGAAGAGAGGGAACGGGAGAGAUUGAGGAGGGAAAGAGAGGAAAGGGAGAGGAGGGAGAGAGAAGAGAAGCAAAGGCGACUUGAGCAACAGCAACAGCAGGAGCGCGAGCGUCGUGAGAAAGAGCGUCGCGAGCUCGAGCGCCGCGAGAUGGUGGAGCGCGAACGUGAACGUGAACGGGAGCGUGAACGUGAGCGCGAACGCCUCCUCCACCAACAGCGAUUGGCCGAAUCCGCCAAACAGCUCGCACCUCCCGUCAUGCGUGACCGUUCGCCCCUCCGCAACGGCCAACCCGACCCCGAUAUCCGCGUCAAGGAGGAGCCCCGAUCGAAAGAAGAAGAACUACUGGCACGCACCGACCACCGCUACCACCCAUUCCUCCGCCAUCCGCCGCUUCAACCGCCACGGAUGCUCCCACACGGCUUAUCGCAUUAUGCGCCGCCUCCACCGCCCCCGCCUUCCAGUCAUUGGCCGCCAACGACCGACCCUUUCUACCGGUACGACUCGUUGCGGUACAAUCCGCUAGUGGACGCGAUGAGGGCCGAAGAAGAAAGAGCGAAGUUGUUUGGGGCUUAUGGGGCGCAGUUGCGGAAAGACCCGAGUUUGAUGCAUUUGAGACCGCCGCCACCCCCGACGGCACAACAUCACAAAAUCAGUGUUACGCCCCCGACGGACUUGCACAAGAAGGAGGAGCCCCGAUAGCAAAUGCCGUGUGAUAGUUAAGAGCACGCAGGGAUGGAUCAUUUUCUAAAAAACGAUCGUGCUUCGGUGAUAUUAUAGUAUUGUUUGUGUCUUGGUUUACUUUUAGAAAGUGGUCCAUUGUUACGAUUUUUUUUUAUUUAUUUAUUUUCACAAUUGUACUAAUGUUUUGGAGAAAUUAUAUCGUAGGGAUCUUUCAUGACCAGACCACACACCGAGUAACUCGACGAUAGCGACGGGGAACAAAAUUUUGACACGCAAAUUCACUAAUUAAGUUGGCAACAAUGAAUAAUGUACAAUUGUGAGCACUAAAUUUUGGUAGUCAAUGUCAUUGUCUAACAUGCUCUCUUGUGGAUGUCAAUUAGCUGUCCUGAAAUCAUCUCCACCAUGAUUAUUAUUUUCACUUUGUUAAAGUAAAAUAAAAUAUUUGUCAGUUAGUGGGGUGGUGUUUUGACAUAUACAGGGCGUUCCGUUUUUAUUGUUACAAACUUAAACAGGUAACAGAAUAUUCAAUUUUAAGACAAAAGUUUCCUAUAAACAUGUAUCAAAAAAUGUUACAGAAUAGAUAAAAUUACAACAGUUGGCACAGCUGA
This is a messenger RNA of Tribolium madens (black flour beetle), 3987 nucleotides long. RefSeq names its product autism susceptibility gene 2 protein-like. The coding region runs from base 296 to 3397 and encodes 1033 amino acids. NCBI's taxonomy places the organism in Eukaryota, Metazoa, Arthropoda, Insecta, Coleoptera, Tenebrionidae. The record is from RefSeq and is a predicted model, not a curated record. The transcript is spliced from 14 exons.